AUGUCCGCCUCCGUGCCCCCUCCAAAACCGGUCAUCAAAAGCAGCUGGCUGCCGUCCAAGUCCUUCCAGCACUUCGUCGCCGGCGGCUUGGGGGGCAUGUGCGGCGCGAUCGUCACAAGUCCAUUCGACGUCGUCAAGACUCGCCUCCAGUCGGAUCUCUUCCGCGGCAAGGUCGCUUCCGUGACCAUCGAGGCCAACGGAGCCGGCACGCUCGCCGUCCGCCGCAACGUCCUCUGGCACUUUGUCGAGACGAUGCACAUUAUCCGGUCCCGACAUCUACCGCGAGGAGUCCCGCGCGCGCUCUUCAAGGGCCUCGGACCCACUCUCGUCGGCGCCGUGCCAGCGCGCUCCAUCAACUUCUUUACUUACGGCAACGGCAAGCACAUCAUCGCAGAGAACUUCAACCAUGGCGUCGAAAACUCGUAUGUCCACCUCGCCGCUGCCGCGAUCGCGGGGGUUGCGACCGGCACCGCGACGAAUCCCAUCUGGGUCAUCAAGACCCGCUUACAGCUGGACACCCACCCGGUCUCGUCCGCGACCGGCGCCGCGUCAGCCCCAGGCAGUCGUAACUUCCUGGGUGCGUCGAUGGGCAUGGCGAGGAAGAUCCUGCGCGAAGAGGGCUUCCGCGGCUUCUACAAAGGGCUCAGCGCGAGCUACCUGGGCGUGGCGGAGACGACGAUCCAGUGGACUCUCUAUGAGCGCCUGAAGCGGUUAACGGCCGGAACGCAGAGCAGGGGUGGAGUGCAAGAGUGGCUGGGUAUGAUUGGGAGCGCAGGGUCGGCAAAGUGUGUUGCGACGCUGAUCACAUAUCCGCAUGAGGUCAUCCGCACACGACUACGACAGCCCCUGGUCAACGGCAGGAUGAAGUACACUGGCCUUGUUCAGACGCUUCAGCUUGUCAUAAAAGAGGAAGGCGUCGCCUCAUUAUACGGUGGGCUUAGUGCUCAUCUUAUGCGUGUCAUCCCGAACGCGGCUGUGAUGUUCUUCAUUUAUGAGGCCGUGCUACGGAUGGCAUAG
Epithele typhae is the source of this 1017-nucleotide messenger RNA. RefSeq names its product mitochondrial carrier. Gene Ontology annotation, molecular function: pyrimidine nucleotide transmembrane transporter activity. The record is from RefSeq and is a predicted model, not a curated record. The transcript is spliced from 4 exons. Lineage: Eukaryota; Fungi; Basidiomycota; Agaricomycetes; Polyporales; Epitheliaceae. Bases 1 to 1017 code for a protein of 338 amino acids. Gene Ontology annotation, biological process: pyrimidine nucleotide import into mitochondrion. Gene Ontology annotation, cellular component: mitochondrion.